AUGAGUAGAGAUAAAAAUAGCGGGAACUGGUGGUUGGUCAUUGGAAAUAAUAAUGAACAUGUUGGUUACUGGCCAAAGGACUUAUUUACUUAUUUAGCAGAUGGUGCUAAAGGUGUUUCUUGGGGAGGGCUUGCAAUGGCUGGUUCUGAUGGUGUUAGCCCUCCAAUGGGAAAUGGUCGCUUUCCGCGUGAGCCAUCUCCAUGUUUUUUUAAUAAGUUGGAGUUUGUGAAUGCGGAAUAUUAUAUCGCACAUCCUUCAAAGCCAGCAGACAUAGAAGUGCGUGUGGAUGGAAAUCAUUGCUAUGAUAUAAGUUAUAAUGAUUAUGAACCUGAUAAAGGAGAUAGUUUCACAUUUGGAGGAAUUGGUGGCAAGUGUGACUAG
Messenger RNA from Telopea speciosissima, 381 nucleotides. RefSeq lists its product as uncharacterized. Lineage: Eukaryota; Viridiplantae; Streptophyta; Magnoliopsida; Proteales; Proteaceae. Bases 1 to 381 code for a protein of 126 amino acids. The record is from RefSeq and is a predicted model, not a curated record. The transcript is spliced from 2 exons.